This is a messenger RNA of Vigna umbellata (rice bean), 1002 nucleotides long. Its product is annotated as ubiquitin carboxyl-terminal hydrolase 3-like. Gene Ontology annotation, molecular function: cysteine-type deubiquitinase activity. Gene Ontology annotation, cellular component: cytoplasm. NCBI's taxonomy places the organism in Eukaryota, Viridiplantae, Streptophyta, Magnoliopsida, Fabales, Fabaceae. The record is from RefSeq and is a predicted model, not a curated record. Gene Ontology annotation, biological process: protein deubiquitination; ubiquitin-dependent protein catabolic process.
GAAUUCAAUCAUAUAUAGUAAUCUGAGUUCUGAAUGUUUAAGAGUGAGUGAGAAGAAGAGAAUAACGUAGCAGCAGUAGAAACUAAAAAGAAAUUAGAAUGGCGAACAGUUUUCUUCCUCUUGAAGCUAACCCCGACGUCAUGAACAAGGUCCUUCGGGGUCUUGGCCUUCCAAUGGAGGAGGCAGAGUGCUGUGAUGUUUUUGGCUUGGAUGAAGAGCUUCUGGAAAUGGUCCCGAAGCCAGUUCUUGCCGUGCUUUUUCUUUAUCCCAUUACCGCAAAGUCUGAAGAAGAAAGGUUGCAACAGGAAAAUGAAAAAAAGGAUUAUAGCAGUAAAGUGUACUUUAUGAAGCAAACCGUGGGUAAUGCUUGUGGUUUGAUAGGUCUGCUUCAUGCACUUGGGAACAUAACUUCCGAAGUCAAGCUUGUUGAAGGGUCAUUUUUUGACGAGUUCUUUAAAUCUACUGCCAGCAUGGAUCCAUUGCAGCGGGCUGCCUUUCUGGUGAAUGACAGGGACAUGGAAGUUGCUCAUUCAGUAGCAGCCACUGAUGGCGAUACAGUGGCAUCAGAUAAUGAGGACCCUCAUUUCAUCUGCUUUGCCUGUGUAGAAGGUCAACUGUAUGAGCUUGAUGGAAGAAAGUCAGGACCAAUAUCUCAUGGUGUAUCAUCACCAAGUACUUUAUUGAGGGUAAAUUUCUUUCGAUGUUAGGACUAUACUUUUAUUGAUGCUUAAAAACAAGUAUUUAGCGAAAGGAACUGAUUUAGUUUGCAAAUUCUAGUAAUUCUGUUGUUACUUUGAAUUUUAAAUGAUGGAUGAAGAAACAAGCAAAUUAUAGGUAAGUGGCUCUGGCAUUUGGAGCACCCACCUCUUAUGAGAAAAUUUACAGAUAGCUAGUGAUUUAAAUUUGAGUUUGUAAAGUUAGUGAACAAAGAGGCUUCAGAAAGAAAUCGUAUUUGCUAUUUUGGGAAUACCUAUUUUACACGAAAUAGGCUAAAGCUACGCA